AUGGAAUCAUUGUUCAAGACUGUUCAAAAAAUUGAUGAGAAUUCCACGACAGCUGUAUACCGAGCAGUGCGUAAUGAAAACCAAGAAAAAGUUAUCCUUAAGGUGUUUAACAAGCAAACAAUGACACCGGAUUUAUUGACUUUUCGCUUAGAUGACAAGACGGGAAAUGAUGUUGCAGUUCCAAACGAACUUGUGUAUCUCGAAAGGCUUCAACAUAUUCACAAUUGUGUUCGAAUGAUAGAAUUUAUAAAUGACGAAGAAAAUGAUAAGUGGGUUAUAGUACUCGAAGAUCUUGAAGCACAUGGAUAUGAAAAUCUGGCACAUCAGCUUAGUCGUUCUCACAGCGUAUUGGAUGAAAGGACAGUUGCAUGGAUUUUGAGAGAAUUAAUUUUGACUAUUAUGGAAAUUCAUAAAUGUAAUAUAGUUCACUGUGACUUGAAACCGGAUAAUAUAUUUUUUGAUAAGAGGAACUUCCGUCUGAAGUUGAUUGAUUUUAACCUCGCUUCAGAAAUCAAACCUACGAACAAGAAAGUUGGUCCUCCUGGCUGUACCCCUGAUUAUGCUCCACCCGAAGUUCUUAUUAAGAGACAACCUUGGACUCCUGCAGCUGAAGUAUGGUCUAUUGGCUGUACUGCAUUUGUUUUAUUAUGUCGACGUUUUCCUUUUAAAAACCCAUGGAUGUGCGAUUCCUCUAUUCCUGAUUAUCCUCAAUCUACCCACAGAUCACAACUAGAUGUUCAUACGAGUCUUUACUAUUCAUCCAACAUACAUGAAAAGUUCGGAAGCAGAGCAUCGAAAUUAGAUAGUAACUCAGUCAUAUUGUCAAAUAAGGCGAAAGACUUUCUACUUAUAUGUUUGUGUCGUUCUCCUCAUCGACGAGCUUCAAUUGAUGCGUUGUUGAAACAUCCAUUUCUAGCUAAAAUUAAUCGCAUACAUGAUGAGCACCCGUCUAGUGUACCUCCUACGGCUUCAAGAACAAUUAUGGUUUCAUAA
Molecule: messenger RNA, 993 nt
Organism: Trichobilharzia regenti
Lineage: Eukaryota; Metazoa; Platyhelminthes; Trematoda; Strigeidida; Schistosomatidae
Source: the annotation of a GenBank genome assembly